CCGACUUCGUCUACUUCUGUGACUUCUGCUGACGCCGCCGUCAUCGCCAGUACUCGUAGCUUAUUGUUAGUCGCCGAUUGUUGUUAUUGUUCGCGUUCGGAAACUCCGGCCACUCGGUACUCGUGUGAAGUUGAUGGAUAUUAUGUUUUAUGUGCUCGAUCUCUCAGGAUUGCUCAGUUAAUCCGCCGUCGAACUAGCGGCGUCAACGAAGCGGCAGAAUCGCUGCGAAAUAAUAGCGAAGUCGUAAGAGGUGAGCACGCUUCGUGAAGGAGUCUUGAACUCCUCGGCAGGAAUGACGAUGGAAGGCUCAUCCCCGAGUCAUCAAAGCGAAUCAGCUGGCCAGCUCCAACAGAACUGGGCAGUGGCGAAUGUGGGGGGACAGGGAGUGAGCGGGGCCUACGAACCCAACGAGGACAUGGAUGUUUUCUUCCACUCGAUCGAGGGUAAUGCCGCAUCAUACUACACCACAGGAGCGGCUCGAGCAGCCAUUCAGCAAGGAUACCGCAACGCCGCCCACUCAGCACGGAAUAACAUGGUGCGGCCACACUUCCCCACACACGUCCCUUGGAUACCGGAUCCAUCGGGAAAACCGUUGUCGUACGCUCACGGCUCAUCGUGGUUUCCUUCAGUGAACGGAUCGAAGCCUCCACACUCUCCGCCGAGCGCGGGGUCGGCACCGUCUUCGCAGUCGUCACAUUCUAGUCCUCACCUGUUCACAUUUCCACCGACACCACCGAAAGACGCGACGCCCGACCCCUCGGCAACGGCACUUCCCGCCGACUACGCUUCGUCGUCGAGUCUCAUCGACGACGUGAAAACAUCCUCGUUCAAACAGCGGAAUGAAGGACGCACCACCGAUUCGCGUUCGACACCGGGAAGUUCAGGACUGUGCAGUCCGCCUGUUGGCGUCGUCGGAACUGGGCCGGUGUCGGCCGAAAGUGCGGUGUUGUCUUUUCCGCUGGAACAAGGCUCCUACUUCUGGGGUGGACCCUCAGGUCCGGGGGCACAACGAUCAGAGGUUUCAUCGUUCGGAGAGGGCAGAGAGUGCGUGAAUUGCGGUGCAACGUCAACCCCGCUAUGGCGGCGCGACGGUACAGGACACUAUCUAUGCAACGCAUGCGGUCUCUACCACAAGAUGAACGGUCAAAACCGACCCCUAAUCAAGCCCAAGCGAAGACUGGUCAGCCAAUCGGCAGCUCGUCGAGCUGGUACCUCUUGUGCCAACUGCAAGACCACGACUACAACUCUAUGGCGACGAAAUCACAACGGCGAGCCCGUUUGCAACGCUUGCGGACUCUACUACAAGCUGCACAACGUGAAUAGACCGCUCACGAUGAAGAAGGAAGGUAUCCAGACCCGGAACCGAAAAUUGAGUUCGAAAACCAAGAAGAAGAAGUCGCCCGGCUCGGUCAUAUCGCUACCCGAUUGCCUGAAGCCGCUGAGUGACAAGUCGUUCCCGAGCUUCUCGCCGGCAGGCCAGUUUUCCAUGGGCAUGAACCAUUACAUGGGCCACCAAGGAGCCCAGUUCCCCGUGUCGAUGGGCAACUCGUUCGUUUCGUCCAGUCCGAUAACUCAACACAUGGCGUCGACGGCAUCGCUGAGCUCGCAGAUCAGUCAGAGCAUCUCGUCAAGCAUCUCCGGAGCGCAGAACGCCGCCCUCAACUUGGGCUCGAGUGCUGGCUCGGCUCUCAACUCGAUGGUGGGCGCUGGAUCGGCAGCACUCAAUUCCAUGGUGGGCGCAAUGGCAUGA
Messenger RNA from Galendromus occidentalis (western predatory mite), 1750 nucleotides. Its product is annotated as transcription factor GATA-3. Gene Ontology annotation, biological process: positive regulation of transcription by RNA polymerase II; negative regulation of transcription by RNA polymerase II; cell fate commitment. The coding region runs from base 293 to 1750 and encodes 485 amino acids. Gene Ontology annotation, molecular function: DNA-binding transcription factor activity, RNA polymerase II-specific; zinc ion binding; RNA polymerase II cis-regulatory region sequence-specific DNA binding. Lineage: Eukaryota; Metazoa; Arthropoda; Arachnida; Mesostigmata; Phytoseiidae. The transcript has 8 exons. Gene Ontology annotation, cellular component: nucleus. The record is from RefSeq and is a predicted model, not a curated record.